Messenger RNA from Penicillium soppii, 2304 nucleotides. RefSeq lists its product as uncharacterized. The transcript is spliced from 2 exons. The record is from RefSeq and is a predicted model, not a curated record. Lineage: Eukaryota; Fungi; Ascomycota; Eurotiomycetes; Eurotiales; Aspergillaceae. The coding region runs from base 1 to 2304 and encodes 767 amino acids.
AUGGGUGCCUGGGCUGCAAGGUCUAUCAGAACGCCAGAGUGCAGAGCCACCACCCCCGCAUUCUCCCGACUGGUAGCCAUCCACAGAUCCCAUAGUCGCAGUCAGGGCGAGAACAGCGAACGUAUCUUACAAGACAUCUACAAAUAUCAACGGCAUCCUCUAUCCAAUCAGCGAAAGAAAGAAGGACGCCAGGAUGGGCCUGCCACUCCAAGCCAGAGGCACUCAAGCUGGAGCUGGGGUUUUUUGCAGUGCCGUUCGGGUCUCUCUGAUACCUCAACUGGCCAGGGGAAUAAAUAUUGGAAUUUAGACUCUUACAAGCGCAUGGAGCUUUUGAAACAGUACAUUGAGGCCGACCCUUACCGUGCCCUCUUCGGGCGUAGAUUGGAUUCCUUCCGCAAGUCCGAGAGAUGCGAUACAUCAUGGAAUGACUUCCUUCAGUCGUCCUCAAGCACAGAAAGGCCAAUCAAAACCAGUUCAACGGGUGCAGCUCAAUGGCAGACAAGGAGCGACGACAAUCAUAUUGGACUCCAGUAUGACCCUAUCAGUGGUCGUAUGGCACCCAUGGCACCCAUGGCACCCAUGGCGCGCACAACAUCUCAGACUUUCAAUAGUGAAACAAACCUUGAGUCCCGUACAGGAAACGAAGGGGAGAAAAAGUUCACAGCUAAUCCAAGCUUGGUUGGAGGUGGAAAACAGGAUAAUUCUCAGUUGAAUACCGAGAGUCUGCUCGGCUCACAAUCGACGGCUGAAUGCACUCCAGGUAACGAGUUGGAAGCACUUUUUACAUCCAGCCCUACGACACAAAGUGCGCAGGCCAGAGUACAAGUUCCCGAGGAGACAACAAAGAAAGCAAAUGUCAAUAUUGAUUGGUCGCCUGGACACGAACUGGAAUCGUUGUUCAUUGCUGAAUCUGCACGCUCGAAACAAGCUGAAACAGCAAGAACUGAGCCCAACAGCACAGACAAGAAACCAAACUCGGAUGCGGGUCUCACCUCUGGUGUAGAUGUGGAGUGUCCCUCUGGAAGUGAACUCGAAGCCAAGUUCCUCUCUGAUCCGGCCAAUCGACCCGGCAAAAGUUUGUUGUCCGAAGUAAGCACUAAACACCCGGAUGCGUCGUCCAGAAAUAAUGUAGAUUGCCCACUGGGUAAUGAUUUGAAAGCCAAUCUCACUGCUGAGCUCGUUAGUCGGAACAUUGAAUCUGAUGAUCACGUUCAGACAAACACCGAAUCAGAGCAACUAAUCCCACGGGAAAGCGUUGACUGUUCCCCGGGCAGCGAAAUAGAAGCACAUAUAUUGUCUGAGUCGAUUAGCAAACAAAAUCGCCAGUCAGAAGUCAACCCGUUUGUCGAUUGUCCUCCUGGAAGUGAACUUGACGCCAAGCUCACUGUUGACCCAACUUCAGCUGAAGAUGGACCGUUCCAAGAGGCAAUGACCCCAAGCCUGGACACCGCAAAGUCAGCCAGUAUCAACGUUGACUAUUCACCUGGCAGUGAACUAGACGCAAUGCUCAUUGCUGAUUCCGCAAGUGCCAGUGGCUUCGAUGCGAACAACGAUCUUGAUGCCUUAGGUGCUAAUGAUACCAAUACUCAAUUCGCUUCAAAGUCGAAGGAACAUGAUCGCCCUUCGAAUUUUGAUGCUUUGGAAGGCCAAAUUGGUGACUUCAUCAUCCAAAACCAAACGCCCGCCACCGAAGAUAGUCCUCAAUUAUCAGCAUCCCAGCAGGCUUUCCCAGAAUUUCAUAUUUUCGCAUUCGACUCCUCAACAUCAAAAGUUAUGACCGCAAAAUCAGACUCAUUCUUCGACAUCGACGAAGAAACCCGCCCAAGUGAGAUUCUGUCACGACUCCAAAAUCCCGCGAAGUUCCUCCCGUACUUUGAGAAGAUGCAAAAAGACGGCUAUGAAAUAGUAGCCGGCGGAGGUAACAUUAUUGUUUUCCGAAAGAUUCACAGCGCCCUUCAUUCUACCCAAAAAACUGGAGAGCAAGACCCAGCAGUCCAUGCAGAAAUUGCAAAACAUGCUCAAGACUCAAAGGACUUCACUCCCCCACCUCGCGGAUCCUCGGGACAAUCCACUGCAGAGUCAAAUUCAGGAACUGGAUCAUCUAUCCUCGACCCCAAACCAAUGGCAGAGUCUCGAUCUUUCUUCCUCGCUGCAAUUCGCAGAAUGCUCUUUGCCGGAGCGGCUACUGCAGCAACUUGUUAUGCCAUCGGAGUGGUGACCGAGUUCUUCCGCACUGGCGGACAAUAUGGGCGUGGAGUCGACGGGUUUACUGUGUUUGAGUCGGAUCGUCGUCAUCGAGAGUAG